GAGGGAGAGGGGCUUUCGCUUCUCCUUUCUCUACUUCUCCCGACUGAGAGCUUCUUUCAACCCCGGUUCACUCCCAUGGAAGGGAGCACUCGGAAUCCUUCCAGGGUGGAGGGCUCCGCCCGCGCGGACGCUCGCCCCGCCGACUGGAGGUCCGACCUCAACGCCGAGUCGCGGCAGAGGGUCGUCGGCAAGAUAAUCAGCUCUCUAAAGAAACACUUCCCACCAGGUGCUUCUGAGGGUCUAAGUGAUUUUCAGAAACUUGCUGUUCGAUUUGAGCAAAAGGUUUACGCUGCAGCUACUAGCCAGGAUGAUUAUCUGAGGAGAAUUUCUGCAAAAUUGCUUACAAUGGAAACAAGAGCUCAAAAUGGUGCUGGAAUUAAUUCUUCACCAUCAGUCCUUGCUACUGAGAGCCAAAAUUUAGCUGAUCCAGGAAUUGGCACAAAAGAGUCUUCUCCAACCGCAUCGCUUGGUAUACAGUCACAAGUUAGCUAUGAAGGGCAAUCAUUAGCUAUGUCUCAUGUGAAUCAGUCUCCAGUGCUGCCACCACUCUUGCCCCAGAAUCAUCAGCACAAAGCCACAUUAGCCACUACACAGGGGUCUGCCAGUCUUUCUCAUACGAUGUCAUCUGUUUCAGGAUUCAGCCGGUCCACUGUGGCUAAUGCUGAUCAGACCUCUCAUUUCCAGAGCAUAUCAAGCGUAUCACAGAACUUUGUUAGUAGUUCUGCAGGGCAAGGUUUAACACCAGAAAGAUAUGCCAAUGGACAAAGGCAGAAUUGGGGUAGGCAACAACAACCACAGGCAUUCAUUUCCCAACAACAUCAACAGCAAUCACAAAACACAUUUGUUUACCAACAUGAGCUUCAGCAGCAAAUUCUGAAACAGAAUGUUUCUCAUCCUUCACUCUUGCAAGCACAGAUCCAACAGCAGCAUCUGCAGCAGCAGCAGCAGAAUUUUUUGCAUCUUAACCAAGUGAAAUCUUCUCAGCAACCUUCAAUGCAAAUGACAUCCAGUCUUCAAUCAGGCCAGUCCAUGGUCCAUCAGAUGCGGCCUACAGUUGCACAGUCAGCUUCACAACCCAACCUUCAGAAAAAUCAAAUCCAACAGUGUGUACCAUCUUCACUUAAGCAACAUCCACAGUUAGUUGCAAGACAGAAGAAGCAGGCACAACCUAUUAUACACCAACAAUCAUCUUCACUUCAGCAGGAGUGUACUUAUGUUCCUCAACAAUUUAUCUUGUCGUCAUCACAGAAGCUAAUGGGUCAGCACUCAAGUAUCUCAGAUAUGCAACAUUCCAAGCUACUUGGACAACAAAAUAGUGCCUUGAACAUGAAGCAGCAGCAGAAAAGACUACCAGGCCAGAAAACUAGUUUGAUAAGCAUGCAGCAAGCACAACCAGAGUCGAGUCAACGGAUUAUAUCUUUACAUCAGCAGCAGCAAUUAAGGUCGCAAAGUAACAUUUCCGGACUGAAGCCGCAACUGCAACCACAUCAACAGCAACAGCGGCAGUUGAUAUUUGGAUCCCAUUCUAGUGCCUCAAACAUGCAGCCAAAUGAAUGCACAGUGCCUUCCUCGCAACAAACAAAGGCUGUAACACAGCAACGAAUCCAGCAGCCAACUGUUACAUUCUUACAAUCACAAGGUCGGCUGUCCCAAUACCAGUCAUCUCAACAACAACUGAUGCCUCAGGUUCAGUCUCAGCCUCCACGAUUGCAUCAACAGUUGGCUUUGCAUCAGCAGCCAAAUUUGUUACAACAAGAGAUGCAACAAAGGCCUCAAUCUUCAGGCGCACUGCUUCAACCUCAAAAUUUGAUUGAAGAGCAGAGACCAUAUAUUCACUCACAAAGAGGGCUUCCAGAGGCAACAUCUAAUACAUUGGUGGAUUCUACAGCACAGAUUGGAAAUGCAGAUGUCGUUGAUCGGCAAGAGGAAAUCUAUCAAGAGAUAAUGUCCUGGAAGAAGUACUCUACAGAGCUCAAUGAAUUCAAUGGAAGGAUUACUCUGAAGAUUGCGCAGUUUCAUCAUGAAGGUGUCAAUGCGGCGGCAACAAAACAAUCAAAACAGUUUGAAAAAGCAAAAUCGUGCCAGUCUGCAUCACGGCUCAUAUUAAAUCUUUUACAUACAUCUAAGAGCAACAUCAAUUCUGAUGUGAUGAGGAAGUUUCCUUUGCUUCAGAAUUUUAUGAGCAAUUUCAUAAAUUCAAGAAAGAAUAGGAGUGUUCCUUCUCAGCCUCAGGGACAUUCUCAGUCCAUGCCACAGCAUCUACCAUCUCAAGUUUCUCAGCUGCAGCAGCAUGAUAAUCAUGUAAACGAGGUGCAACGGAUAAACUUGCCGUGCUCGGUAGCAUCAAUGCAGUCAGCUGCUGCACCAAGCAUGCAGCUUGGAUCCAUGCCUUUAUCAACGGCUGUUAAUGUUCCAACAACACAGCAGAACAUGGCAAAUACACUGCAGCCAACUCCUAGCUUGGAUCCAACGAAGCAAGGAUCUUUGGACUCCAUGAAACAGGGAACUGUGGGCUUGGUGCAACAGGAUGAUGUUGGAUCCUUGCAGACUACCAUUAGUGCAUCUCAACAGCUACAUCAAGUGACACAGUUGCCGCUGCACCAGAUGCCACAGCAUCAAAAAAAUGAUGUAAAUGAGUUGAAGGGGAGACAAAGCUCUGGCAUCAAAUCAGGAUUAUAUCAACGACAUUACCCUUCAGGUCAGCACCAUAAUUAUUCUCAUCAACAACUUAAGGCAGGUGUCUCUUUUCCAAUUUCUUCUCCUCAAAACCUUCAACCUACUUCACUUCAAGUUUCUCAGCAUUCAUCGCCUCAAAAAAUUGAUCAGAACAUUCUAUUGUCAUCUCUUCCAAAAGAGCAAACACCUUCGCAGUCUGCAAACUCAACCUUUAUUUCGUCUCCUUAUGCUCCCACAACUCCCUCUCCAGUACCUGGAGAUCCUGAGAAACAUUUUAGCAUUUCAUCAUUAUCAAAUGCUGUAAUUAUUGGACAUCAACAAGCAUUUUCUUCCCCUCAAAGUCAUCCUAUUACUAUCUCUACACCUGGGAUUUCAGCCUCACAAUUGCUUGAAGAAUUUUCGAGUCCAGAUGGGUGUGAGGCGAAUGUUGUAUUUACAACUCUGGGCAAAUCAAAUGCCAAAGAACAGCCUAUAAAUCGCUUAAUCAAAGCGGUACAAUCCUUAUCACCAAAGAAGCUGAGCUCCUCUGUUAAUGAUAUUCGCUCUGUUAUCAGCAUGAUUGAUGGAAUAGCAGGCUCAGCACCUGGAAAUGGUUCCAGAGCUGCUCUUGGUGAAGAUUUAGUUGCCUCAACAAAGUUCCAUUUGGAAGCUCAGGAACUCAUGUCACAGGAUGGAAAUAAUAUGACAAAAAAAUUGAAGCGUGAUAUAACUGCCAGGCCCUUGAAUGUUAUGCCAUCAGCUGGCAGCAUGAGUGAUAGUUUCCAACAAUCUGAACUUGAAUCAACUUCAACAUCCAAUUUCAAGAGACAAAAAGUUGAGGUAUGGUAUAAUCCAAUUUGUUUUCUUGUGUAGCAUCACUAAAUGUUUUCUAUUAUUAAUGUAUGUUACCUUUAAGUCUGCAGUGUUCAGCUUUUAUGUCUAAAUUAUAAAUUCUUGUGUACAAUUAAGCCGUUUUCCCCUAGGAUAAAGGUCAAUUAUGCUUCAGAGUGGUGGUUUUUGUUAGCUUGGACUAAUUAUACAGAAUAAGGAGAGAUAGAUGAAGAUAUAUGUAAUAGAACUAGAGCUAGUUGGAUGAAGCGUAGAGGUGCCUUUGGGGUUUUAUGUGAUAAAUAAGGUAUUGCUCAUAAUCUAUAGAACGACUCGGGGGUUUCAUGAAUUUACCUAAAUAAUAGGCAAGCAAAAAAGAACCAACGAAAAGAGGUGGGUGUAGCAGAAAUGAGAAUUUUGACAUGGAUUUAUGUUUUUUUAUUGAAAAAAGAAAGAUCGAGGGUGAAAUUCCAUUGGAGUUGCUGAAAUUAUGGAAAUGAUGGGGGAAUCAUCAAAUUCGGUAUGAGCAAUAUUCAGUGAGGACCUAAUGGGGCACCAGCAAAGAUAGGUUCUAAUAUGUUUUAAAAGAUGUAGAAGCAUAGAAGAGAAGACAUAAGGUCACGUAGAUGGUGAUUGUGAAGAAGGAUUUGGAAAAGCUUGAACUAAUACUAUGGAUGGCCCUAGAAAAGUAAAAACUAUGUCAAAACUGUUUGAGCUAAUUACAAUCCAUAAAGCCAAUGCCAUAUAUUGUGACAAAGCUGGAUGAUUAUUGUUAAUGUUUGAGUAAAACAACCCUUACUAAAGAAAUUUUCCAUUUUUGACAAAUUAAAACAACAUUUAUUUCUUGGAUAUCAAUUAGAUAAUGAUUGAACUGUUCCAGAAAUAAUUUAUGAUAGAUCAGGCUUAAUCAAAAUAAUAAGGUGGGCUUGUAACAAAUAGUCCAGAAACUGCCAUAUGAGGUUUAAUUUUUUGAAUAGUACAUUUCCAAACAACAUAAUCAAAUCCUCUAAAGAUGUAAUUCUGUGGAGAUGACCUUAUGUUAAGCACAAAAUUACAGCUUCGAAAGAAAAUGCAGAUUUUUUUAAAAUUAUUUUUAGUACAUUGACAGAUGCAUUAUGUAGUUGGUUUCCAGAGGUGAGGCAUGUCUAUGUGAACUGAUAUUUUAUUAUUGUAUACUCGUUCUUUUCUUUUCUCAUUAUUAAAUUGCAAUGGAAAUAUAUUAGACGAGCAUCUGGAACUAGUUCCAAGGCUUAAGAUGAUGUAAAUUAAAAUUACAUGUGCACAUAAAUUUUUA
Phoenix dactylifera (date palm) is the source of this 4777-nucleotide messenger RNA. Lineage: Eukaryota; Viridiplantae; Streptophyta; Magnoliopsida; Arecales; Arecaceae. The record is from RefSeq and is a predicted model, not a curated record.